AUGGAAAAGGAUCCCUUGAAGGAUGGGUAUGACCACGCGGAGUACAAUGUCAGUGGGACUCCACUUGUACACCAAGAAGAAUCCCGACUCUACACCAAGUCGGAUGAAUAUCUGUCCGCCGUCACUGAUAUGAUGUGCGAUGGGUAUUAUUGGGCGAUGGUACAAUCCCUGAACAAUGAUACAUCAGUCGAAGAUGAACUCGACGCGACCUUUACGACCGAGCUCAAGAUCACGAAAGGCAAAGAAGAGGAGGCAAACUGGAGCCUUGGUGCAGCUUUUGAGGGAAUCACUAUUGGGAUCGGGGGCUCCAAGAAAACAUUUAGCUCCUCGGAGACGACCGACAGCGAAGAAAUCAGUAUUAAGCUACCUGUCCCGCCGCGUACAACUGUCUACUUGUAUCAGAAGGUCUACCGAUUCAAGACCCACAAGUGGUUCAUCAAUUAUGCAUGGGAUACACGAAAUCUGGUUGGAGGCCGAGGUAAUUACCACGAAACCUACGUGGAUGGCUUUGUUGAGAUUCAUUCCAAAGAUUAUGCCAGUAGUGAAACGGAACUGACUGGAGUCGGCAAUACCACUGCGAAAUUUACUGGCGACGAGAUUCAUAGUCAAGGCCCCAGAAAAUUUGAGAAUUGCACAGAGAAGUGUAAGAACUAUCUGAAGGACCUUGGGGCCCACAUUCCUUCAAGCUAG
Penicillium coprophilum is the source of this 690-nucleotide messenger RNA. RefSeq lists its product as uncharacterized. The transcript has a single exon. The record is from RefSeq and is a predicted model, not a curated record. Lineage: Eukaryota; Fungi; Ascomycota; Eurotiomycetes; Eurotiales; Aspergillaceae. The coding region runs from base 1 to 690 and encodes 229 amino acids.